Molecule: messenger RNA, 2142 nt
Organism: Camelus dromedarius (Arabian camel)
Lineage: Eukaryota; Metazoa; Chordata; Mammalia; Artiodactyla; Camelidae
Gene: PRDM13
Product: PR/SET domain 13
Exons: 4
Coding region: 1-2142 (713 amino acids)
Biological process (GO): regulation of transcription by RNA polymerase II
Cellular component (GO): nucleus
Molecular function (GO): DNA-binding transcription factor activity, RNA polymerase II-specific; protein binding
Source: RefSeq, a predicted model, not a curated record
AUGCACGGAGCCGCCCGCGCUCCGGCCACCAGCGUGAGUGCCGAUUGCUGCAUCCCGGCCGGCCUGCGCCUCGGGCCCGUGCCCGGAACCUUCAAGCUGGGCAAGUACCUGUCAGACCGCAGGGAACCCGGGCCCAAGAAAAAGGUGCGCAUGGUGAGAGGGGAGCUGGUGGACGAGUCGGGGGGCUCCCCCCUGGAGUGGAUAGGGUUAAUCCGGGCAGCCAGGAACCCCCAGGAACAGACUCUGGAAGCUAUUGCAGACUUACCCGGAGGACAGAUCUUCUACCGAGCGCUGCGAGAUGUCCAGCCAGGGGAGGAGCUGACCGUGUGGUAUUCCAACUCCUUGGCACAGUGGUUUGACAUCCCCACAAUUGCAACUCCGACGCACGACGAAAAAGGGGAGGAGCGCUACAUUUGCUGGUACUGCUGGAGGACAUUUAGAUACCCCAACAGCCUUAAGGCGCACCUACGCUUCCACUGCGUCCUGAGCAGCAGCGGAGGCCGCGCCUACCUGCACCACCAGCACGCGGCUCGCCAAGGCGCUGCCCCGGCCGCGGAUGGCCUUUGUCUCUCCCCCAAAACCCCGGCGCCAGACUUCGCCGCGGCCGCCCCGCCGGGCACUCUGCGGCCCCACCCGCAGGCCCCACCAGCCCUCCAGGCUUGCGGAGCGCGGGAGAGCAUCAAGCGUGAGGCCUCCUCCGUGCCCUCGGCCACCUCUCCGCCCCUGGCCAAGUGGGGGCCGUCCAAGAAGGGCAAGGAGCAGUCGGACCGUGCCCUGGAUAUGAGUGGAACCACCCGGGGACACGGCCACUUCCUCGGCAUCAUGGGCGGUUCCCCAGCGGGGGGCGGCGGCCUGGCUUUCUACCCUGGUGUGCGCUCGGCUUUCAAACCCGCUGGUUUGGCCAGGGCAGCUACAGCCGCGCACGGCGACCCCUACCGGGAGGAGGGCGGAGGCAAACCGGGGGCUGGCCUGGCCUUAAGCAGGCUGUUGGGUGGGGGCCGGGCGGGCGCACGCCCGGGAAGCGCGGAGAACCCGGCGGCGGGCGGAGCGGGCCACCACCAUCACCAUCACGGGCACCACCACCACCACCACCCCAAGUGCCUGCUCGCCGGGGACCCGCCGCCACCGCCGCCUCCUGGCCUGCCCUGCUCGGGGUCUCUGCGUGGCUUCCCUUUACUCCCCGGGCCCCCGGAAGAGGCGUCCGCUUUCAAGCACGUGGAGCGCGCCCCGCCCGCCGCCGUCGCGCUGCCGGGAGCGCGUUACGCACAGCUGCCCCCGGCAACCGGGCUUCCCCUAGAGCGCUGCGCGCUACCAGCUCUGGACGCGGGCGGCCUCAAAGGCUACCCAGGCGGCGAGUGCAGCCACUUGCCCGCCGUCAUGCCGGCCUUUACAGUCUACAACGGGGAGCUACUAUAUGGCUCACCGGCCGCCGCCGCUUAUUACCCCCUCAAACUGCACUUUGGUGGGCUGCUCAAGUAUCCGGAAUCCCUCUCCUAUUUCAGCGGGCCCGCGGCGGCUGCGGCGGCGGCCGCUCUAAGUCCGGCCGAGCUGGGGUCCUUGGCUAGCAUCGACAGAGAGAUCGCCAUGCACACGCAGCAGUUGUCGGAGAUGGCCGCCGGGAAAGGCCGCAACCGCCUGGACGAGGGGACGCUGCCCCCGGCCGUCGUGGCGGCGGGUGGCACUGGGGGUAGCGGCAGCGGGGGUGGCGGCGCGGGCAAGCCCAAGACGGGCCACCUGUGCCUCUACUGCGGCAAGCUGUACUCGCGCAAGUACGGACUCAAGAUCCACAUGCGAACGCACACGGGUUACAAGCCUCUCAAGUGCAAAGUGUGCCUGCGGCCCUUCGGCGACCCCAGCAAUCUCAACAAGCACAUCCGGCUGCAUGCUGAGGGCAAUACGCCCUACCGCUGCGAGUUCUGCGGUAAGGUGCUGGUGCGUCGCCGGGACCUGGAACGCCACGUUAAGUCCCGCCACCCCGGCCAGAACCUGCUCGCCAAGGCGGCCGACGACCCGGGCACGGAGCCUGACUACCCUCCGGAGCCGGGGGAGCCCAAGAGUGACAAUGACAGCGAUGUGGACGUCUGCUUCACCGACGACCAGAGCGAACCUGAGGCCGGAGGCGGUGGCGAGCGCGACUCAUAA